This is a messenger RNA of Microtus oregoni (creeping vole), 610 nucleotides long. Its product is annotated as gametocyte-specific factor 1-like. Bases 132 to 587 code for a protein of 151 amino acids. NCBI's taxonomy places the organism in Eukaryota, Metazoa, Chordata, Mammalia, Rodentia, Cricetidae. The record is from RefSeq and is a predicted model, not a curated record. The transcript is spliced from 7 exons.
GAGCAGAAGGCUUGGACAGCAACUGAUUCCCUGGGUAACCGGAGGAGAGUGCUGUGCUUUCUGUCUUUUCAAACUUCUUUCGUUGAUACUCCCCUUGGGAUUGAGGGACAGUGCUUGGAGAACUGGGACCAAUGGAGUUAGAAGCCAUAGAACUCUGUCCUUAUGACCCAAACCACAGGAUACCAGCCAGCAGGUUACAAUACCAUCUGGCAUCAUGCAAAAAGAAAAAUCCGAAGAUAGCUAAAAAGAUGGCUAACUGCAAAUAUAACGCUUGUCAUGUGGUCCCAAUCAAAAGGCUCAAGGAACAUGAGGCCAACUGUGUCAACAGAAGUGCAGUUGAUGAUGAGCCCCUUAAUCUUCCAAAGGUCACUCCCCCAAGUUUUGAAGGAAAUGAAAACUCCAAUGCUGGCGAUCAGAUUACUGACCCUGACGUCUGGAAUGUGGAUCAUAUGCAUCAUUCUCCUUCAUUUGUUCUUGAGACGUUUGCUCCGAAAAAGCUGGUUUGUGAAAGUGACUCAAGAGACCUACAACAGGCUGAUAAGUAUCCUAGCAGCUACAAGUCCUGGGGAAGAGGUCAGAAAAACUGAUGGAGACAUUGCAAAUUAAAGCG